Messenger RNA from Notolabrus celidotus (New Zealand spotty), 3000 nucleotides. RefSeq names its product zinc finger protein 703 (gene znf703). Bases 386 to 2161 code for a protein of 591 amino acids. Gene Ontology annotation, cellular component: nucleus. The transcript is spliced from 2 exons. The record is from RefSeq and is a predicted model, not a curated record. Lineage: Eukaryota; Metazoa; Chordata; Actinopteri; Labriformes; Labridae. Gene Ontology annotation, biological process: negative regulation of DNA-templated transcription.
AGCUGAUGCAGAGGGAGUGAGAUACACACGCCGGAGGACAGUCUCAUACGAACUUCUGCGGGGAGAUUUCUUCCACUUGCUCCGUAUUUUGGUGAAAAGUGACUUCUUCUGUUAUUCAUUUUUUCCCUCUUGAUUCCAGCUUUUCCAGCACUGCUGAAGGAAUAUUUAGGAAUACUGAUACUGAAGAGCUUGACAGAGGAUGACAUUUGGGCGAUUUGUCCGUAUUUGAAGUCAGCCUUGGUACGAAACGUUGGACGCGCAUUGCGCUCAUGGUCCUGGGAUUACCGCACUACUGAAUUGAUCAUCAUGAACCGUGCUGGUAAAUGAUAUUCGAUCCUGCGUUCAAUCGUUAUAUGCCGCCGUCCUAUUUCGUGCUCCGAUCCAGAUGAGAGAUCCCCCCAUUGGAACUGAAACGCUUUUACGCAGCCAGUCCCAGGAGCGCAGCGCCAACAACGCAAGCGGUGAUCUACACCGCAUCGAAGCGGACAGACCAUCCGUUUUCAAAGCCACAUCUUUUCCCUCUCCUGCGGAUCCCUCGCGCCAGGCUAAAAGGCUCCCUAUCCGGAUCAUAAAGAUGUUGACGGCGCACAGCGGCCACUUGCUGCACCCGGAGUACCUCCAGCCUCUCACGUCCGCGCCAGUCAGCAUUGAACUGGAUGCCAAGAAGAGUCCUUUGGCCCUGCUGGCCCAGACCUGCUCUCAAAUUGGCAAACCCGACCCGUCCUCUUCUUCGAAGCUGGCCUCCCUCUCCUCUGGCAGUCUAGGAGACAAGGAGUCAUCCAGCCGAUCUUCCAAGUCCGGGGAGCAGCACCACUCCAGCGAGGACAAGUCCAGCUUCAAGCCUUACUCCAAAUCCCCAGGCGACAGUCGUAAGGACGUUUCUAUGACAAAGGGGUCUUUGGAUAAAGCAGCCUUCAGGGUGCCAAAUGGAAGCUCCAGCAGUGGCGCUGCUUCAUGUCCAUCUUUUCCUCCUCAUUCCCACUCACCCAGCUCCAGCUCUCCUCCCCUGCACACCCAGAGUCAACCCCACAGACAAAGCCAUUCCCCCUCCACACAGCCCCCGCCAAACUCCCAGGCCCCGCACACGGACAACAAACCCGGGAACUCAGAGCAGGCUGGCUCGGACAGUAACAGCAAUAGUGCCUGCAAAAAAGACUCGGAUGCAGCUAAAACAGGGAUGGAUGGGGCUCAGUUAGCCAACUCGAGUCACAUAAGGGCCAGCGCCAACUCCAGCAAUGCCAGCUCUGCCAGCAGCCCGCGGCCGGAGAGCAAGGCUGACCCACAAGCCUCCUCACAGCCGAGCCUGGGCUCUGGGCACAUUGCCCCUGUCUCCCCUUUUAAACCAGGACAUUCUGUCUUCCCCUUGCCUCCUGCUUCCAUGGGCUACCAUGGUUCCAUUGUGGGGGCCUACGCUGGCUAUCCCUCCCAGUUUGUUACUGGCUUGGAUCCCACCAAGUCUGGUUUGGCGUUGGGACUUCCAGGGAAGCACCCCAGCUCCAGCCCGCUCACUGGAGCUUCACCUCCAUCCCUGAUGCAGGGUUUAUGCCGGGACCCAUACUGUCUUACUUACCACAAUGCACCUCACCUUGGAGGAAGUAACUGCACCACCUGUGUCCACGAUCCCAACACCCUUAAGUCUGGUUACCCCCUGGUUUACCCCUCCCACCACCUACAUUCCCUGCACUCCAGUGCAUUGUCUUCCAGCACCACCCCUACCCUGUCCCAUCCACUCUACACCUACGGCUUCAUGCUCCCCAAUGAGCCGCAGCCUCAUGCCUGUAACUGGGUGUCGGUUGGAGGUCCAUGUGACAAACGUUUUGCCUCAUCAGAGGAGCUACUAGCCCACCUGCGCACUCACACUGCUCUGUCGGGCAUGGUGGACAGUAAAUUGUUGUCAGCAUAUCCUUCAUCAGUUUCAUCUUCAGCCUCUUGCCACCUCCACCUGCCCCCACCCAGCAGCCCAGGUGCCCUUCCUAGCUCCUUCUCCCUCAGAGGUUCCCCUGGUUUGGGCCUGGCUCGCUAUCAUCCUUACAGCAAGUCCCACAUGCCUGGAGCCCCAGGGCUUCCCAUGCCAUCCCUCCCCUCCUCGUCAGCCUAUUACUCCCCCUAUGCUCUCUACAGCCAGAGACUGGGCUCAGCCUCAGCGCUCGGAUACCAGUGAUAUUUGAAAUAGUGUUAACGCCACUGACUGCAGGCACCAGCUUGGACUCUCCAGAGUGGUCCUAAAGAUGGAUUCUUGAAAUUGGGGUCAUCAUCGGUACAGGGCAUCAUGCCUGCUGGCCUGCCUGCCAGGAAUGCCACCUGUUAGCCUCAGGAUUGUGACUGGCACCGCAAAAGCAGAGAUCCUAUGACGGAUUGUCUGCAGCACAGAACCAACAGACUUUAGCGAUUAAAAAAAUGGCGGGACACAGAGCUUGAAAGUGAUGGAAUUGUGGGAUUAUUGCAACAGUCUUGACUUUGUUUUCUGUUUUAUUUUACUCAAUAUCCGUCUCUCAGAACUGAAAGUCUGUAUUUAUUUUUCACUUAAGCGCUUGGUAUUCAACUCUGGGGGAAAGUUUUGCUUUCCGAAUAAAUUGUUCUCAAGUAUUCUAACUGCAAAGAAUGAUUUAAUUAUAGUACCAUUAUGCCUAUCAUACACUCUAAAAAUAAAAACCUUGCACCAUGAAGAAGAUGGACUGUGAGGCUUUAUUCUGGGGACCUUUUUUAUUCUCCUUUUAACUCUGCUGUUAUAUUUGUUUCUUCUUCAUCCUCCUGUUCAGACUCUGGAGAAUUGCAUGUCCAUGAGAAUGAUUUUAAACAAUGCCAUUAUUUUUAUUUGUAAAUAUGCAAAGAUGUAAUAUUUUUUCAAGCUUGCUUGGGGUCAGCAAGUUUGGGUCACCCCUGCAAACGGUACAAAGAUAAGGAGAAAUGACAUAAAUAAAAUUAUUAUUGAUGGCUGUGCUAUCAAACCAACAAAAGAUGUCUUAUUUUGUUUAAUAAACAAUACAAGAUUGCAUAUUA